Messenger RNA from Dioscorea cayenensis subsp. rotundata (Guinea yam), 3165 nucleotides. RefSeq names its product receptor-like protein 6. Gene Ontology annotation, molecular function: protein binding. The coding region runs from base 1 to 3165 and encodes 1054 amino acids. Lineage: Eukaryota; Viridiplantae; Streptophyta; Magnoliopsida; Dioscoreales; Dioscoreaceae. The transcript has a single exon. The record is from RefSeq and is a predicted model, not a curated record.
AUGACCUCCCAUUCACAACAAUGCCUGGACCUCCUCAACCUCAAGAAAGGUUUCAUCAAGCUCAAUGAAAGCGACAACAACUACUACUACCAUGCAACAACUUAUCUGCCGCACUGGCUCCCCAGCACAGACUGUUGCGGGUGGGAAGGAGUCAGCUGCGACGAAGCAUCAGGUCUUGUUGUCUCUCUCGACCUCAGCGAGAGGUAUAUGGGAGGCAACAUUAUGCCUUCCCUUUUCAACCUCACCUCCCUCCAAACACUCAAUCUCUCCUCCAAUUGGUUCAACCAGCUAAGUGAUGUCCUGCUUUCUGAUUUGGAAAAACUGGCUAAUCUCACACAUCUCAACCUUUCUAAUUCCGGACUGCUGGUAGGCCAAAUUCCCAUCGGCAUCUCUCGCCUCACAAAACUCAUAUCUUUGGACCUCUCCUCAGAUUACAUAUAUUCUUUGAAGCUGGAGAAGCCUGAUCUUGGUACUCUCAUCAGACAUCUUUCUAAUUUAAAAGAGCUCUAUUUGGAUGGAGUCAGUAUUUCUUCAAGCAAGACGGAGUGGUCCCAAGCCAUCUCUCACUCCGUUCCAGGACUUGAAGCUCUCAGUUUGAUUGGUUGUUCUCUCUCAGGGCCAAUUGACAGUUCUUUCUCCAAGCUCCGGAAUUUAUCAAUACUUCAUCUUGAUUCUAACAAUCUUUUGUCCCAAGUGCCUAAAUUCUUUGCAAAUUUUUCUUCUUUAAGUGUGCUUAGUCUCAGUAACUGUGGACUGGAGGGUUUGAUUCCAAGGAGUUUGUUUGAACUCUUGAACUUGAAGAUACUUGAUCUUUCACAUAAUUUAGAGCUAACAGAGGUUUCUUUUAAGAGUUUGUUAAAUUCUUUGCGAAUCUCGAAGUCUUUGACAUCUUUGAAUUUUGCUUAUUGUAAUCUCGCAGGGCCAAUGCCCUUGUCAAUCUGGAAUCUCAGUGAAUUGAUUGUUUUAGACCUCUCUAAUAAUUACCUCUCCGGGGACUUGCCACCAAUGCCUGCUAGUUCAAAGAUCUCGAUCCUUCAUCUUUCUUAUAAUAAUUUCAAUGGAUCGAUCCCCAGUACUCUCAGCUCUGCACGUCACCUUGUGUCACUUGAUUUAGCAGGCAACUCACUCACUGGAUCUAUUCCGAUGUCUUUGUUCACACUCCCCAUAUUGGAGGAGUUGAUUCUAGAUAUCAAUAAAUUCUCUGGUCAGCUACAAGAAUUCACAAAUGCAUCUCCUACAUUGCAGCAUGUUAAUCUGUGGCACAAUAACCUCAAUGGGAAGCUCCCAAAAUCACUUCUUGAUCUCUCUGCCCUCAGGUUUCUAGAAUUAGGUUCAAACAACUUUGAUGGCUCGAUGGUGGGAUUAGAGUUGUUUGGCUACCUUCACAAUCUGACAGACUUGGAUCUUUCAGGCGUUAACUUGUCGAUCUCUGACCUAAGUCUAGAUUCUUCUCUUCUGUUUCCAUCUCUUAUUCAGUUGGAAUUGGGAUCUUGCAAUCUAACAGCUAUCCCAUCUUUCUUGAAGCGUAAAAAAAAUAUGUUAGUGCUAGACCUUUCAAACAACAAAAUUAAUGGUACAAUACCCAACUGGAUAUGGAGCAUUGGGAGUGGUUUCAUCGAUUCUAUGGAUUUAUCUUUCAACUUAUUCACUGAUAUUGAGAAGCCUUUCUUGAAGCAUUCAAAUUAUCUUAGGCAUCUAGACCUUUCAAGCAACAGAAUUAGUGGUACCAUACCAAGUUGGAUAUGGAGCUCUAGUCUUAACUACCUGAAUUUAUCAUGCAACUUGUUCACAACUGUUGAGGGGUCUUUCUCCAAUUCUUCCACUAACAGUGUUUUUAUCGAUCUCCACUCUAACUUUCUUCAAGGACCAAUUCCUCUUCCUCCACCAAAUAGUUUCCUUGUGGACUACUCAAACAACCUCUUCACUUCUUUCAUCCCAUUUAACAUAUCAUACUACCUGAAACAAACUAUAAUCUUCUCAUUGUCAAAUAAUAGUCUCACAGGAGAAGUCCCCUCAUCAAUUUGUAGUGCAACAAAACUCUAUGUUUUUUAUAUCUCUCACAACAAUUUGAGUGGUUUGAUACCAGCUUGCCUAUUGGAAAGUCUCAUAGACCUGGGAGUGUUGAAUGCUCAGGAGAACAGUUUUCAAGGAAACAUACCUCAAAAGGUCAGCUCAAGUUGUGCUCUACAAACAAUUAAUCUCCACGGAAACAAGUUGGAAGGGUUGGUACCUAGCUCAUGGGCCAACUGUUAUGAGCUAGAAGUCCUAGACCUUGGUAGGAAUAAGUUGGCAGACUCUUUCCCAUAUUGGCUGAUGGAUCUUCCUGCAUUGAAAGUCCUGGUUCUCAAAGAAAACAGAUUCUUUGGACAUCUGGCUGGUAUUUGUGAGGGUUAUCUCCCCUUCAUGACUCUCCAAAUCUUUGACAUCUCAUCAAACCAUUUCAUUGGUAGCUUGCCAUCAGAGUGUUUUAAGAGCAUGAAAGCAAUGACGGUUCCACAGGGACAGACCGAGACAAUUAGACAUACCCCGAAUGGAAUUGUAUGGUCAGGGACACCAUAUUAUUAUCAAGACAUGGUUACAGUCAAUUUGAAAGGGUCUGAGAUCGAACUAGUAAAGAUUUUGACUAUCUUCACUUAUAUUGAUUUGUCAAAUAACCGAUUUGUGGGAAGUAUUCCUCACGUGAUUGGAGAUCUUAAGUCCCUUCAUUCUUUGAACAUGUCACUAAAUGCUUUCACUGGUGAAAUUCCACGGGUGCUCGGAGAUAUGAGUGCGCUAGAGGCAUUGGACCUCUCACGAAACCAAUUAUCAGGAGUGAUUCCGAGUUCUCUGACAUCCCUGACCUUCUUGGCUUUCUUGAAUCUGUCAAACAACAACUUGGUAGGAAGAAUACCACAGAGCUACCAGUUCUCCACAUUCUCGAAUUCAUCUUUUGAAGGGAAUCCAGGUCUGUGUGGGAGCCCAUUAUCAAACGAUUGUAUUAAUUCAACUAGCAUGGAGCCAUCUUCAGAUUCUAAGAAUGCACCGACAGAGUUUGACAUGGACGAGAUUUGGUUUUGGAUGUUUACAGGAUUGGGUUAUGGAGUUGGAUUUGCAGCGGCCAUUAUCUAUCAAUUGUUCUUUACCAAGUGGAAAAUGUGGUACAAGAGGAGGUUCAUGACCAGAUAA